UCGAAAAACAAAACAAACAAAAAAUCUAAAAAAAAUUUAAUUCAUGAAAAAUAAUGGUUGCAAGUGCGGCAACAUGCUAAAAAGGUGUCAAGAUGCGAAAUUCUUCGAAGCCAUUUACAGCUCUGAAGUUGACAAAGUCAAGGAAUUUUUGGAAAAGGAAGUCAACAUAAAUGUGCAAAACAACGACGGCUACACGGCAUUUCACGCCGCUUGUUGCGUCCAAAAUAUCGAAAUUAUCGAGUUAUUGCUGGACAAUGGCUACAUGAAAGUAGAUACAAAAGUAAAGACUCGCGUUGGCGACAGUGCGUUAUUUUUGAUUCUCACGGGAUAUUGCGAGGGAAUUUCAGCAAAAGCUGUCAAAAAAUUGGUCGAAUAUGAUCGUGAAUUAGUUGAACUUGCGGAUUCGCGGGGAUUCACGCCGUUACAGGCAAGUUCACGAUGGGAACAACUCGAUAUCGUGCGGAUUUUGGUAGAAUUGGGCAAAGCAAAUGUUUCGCGAGUCGAUUGCGAUGGUUGGACUGCAUUGCAUCACAAUGCCGAUUGUCGCCCAAAUCUCGCAGUGAUGAAAUAUCUCAUAGAUGAAGCGGGAAUCGAUAUUUCUGUGCGAAAUAACUUGAAUAUGACGGCUUUUGACUUGUUGCUGCACAAUCAUCAGGACCCGAUUUUGUUGCCGGAGGAUUAUAUUCAGUGCGUGGAUUAUUUGAGCGACAAAUAUUUCGUGAAUGAGCGAUUUUACACUUUUGGCACCGUUUUGAGUCUUUUUUCGCAUGCCAUUGUGUUCGAAAGAUUCGAUUUGGUGCGAAAAUUAAUUGAAGAUUUUUACAACGAAGACGUAAAUUCGCAAUUUAACGUCAUGAAAAGAUUCAUCGCGACCUUCGAAGUUGAUGAAAUCCCAAUUUUUUAUGCGUUUUGCAUGAUUUUGAAUCCACGGCUGCGGGAAGUCACCCAAUUUAAUUAUCGCCAAUUCACGGAAGUCUUUCCCGAUGUCUUGCACGAAGCUCUUGACUCGUCCGUGAAAUUAGAAGUGUUUUUGGAUUGUCUCGGGGCGAUACGACAAAUCAACUCGUGUUCCGACAAAUAUAUCAUUCCAAGUAUUGCGGAGAUGGAAUACAAUCCGCUUACCGUGGGAGACGUUCGUCGUCUGCUAAAGCUCUACAAUUGCCUGAUGGACUUGGAUUACAAAGUUGACUUCAACAGCAUCGCUUUCGGGCAUUUUUUGAGCUUCCUCAGGAGUGGCUGUCAAUGGAAACUGAAACAUGUGGAAAUCGUUUUGGCUUUUUGUACUGACAAUUUUGUGCGAUUGACGCGGUAUUGUGAUACUUUUAACAUGCAACUGGAUGCAGAAACGCGAAGAUUGAUGUAUGCGGCGGAUUUGCCGCAAGAAAUGAAAGGACCCGAAUAUUUGCCGUCGCUGAAGGAAGUCGCGCGGAAAGUUGUGAGAUCGAGCAUUUAUGAUGCUUUGUUGGCGAAAGGGAGGAAAUUGGGACUUCCGCCGGAUUUGUACUACAAAAAUAAAUUGUUUGUCGAGAAUAUUUUGGCGUUGGAGCUGCCAACGGUUCUCACGAGGUACCUGAGGUUCAUGAAUAACUUACCGGUUGAGUAAAAAUA
Molecule: messenger RNA, 1608 nt
Organism: Culicoides brevitarsis
Lineage: Eukaryota; Metazoa; Arthropoda; Insecta; Diptera; Ceratopogonidae
Exons: 2
Coding region: 44-1603 (519 amino acids)
Molecular function (GO): protein binding
Source: RefSeq, a predicted model, not a curated record